Molecule: messenger RNA, 441 nt
Organism: Rotaria sp. Silwood2
Lineage: Eukaryota; Metazoa; Rotifera; Eurotatoria; Philodinida; Philodinidae
Source: the annotation of a GenBank genome assembly
AUGCUUAGCGCUGUCCAACCAAAAGAACCUGCUAUUCAAGUUGAAGUCACAUCACCUGAAGUUCGUGGCAUAGGUUCAAAACGAUAUGUUGAUUAUACUAUUAAAGUAAAAACAACAUUACCAAUAUUUAGUCAAAAUGAAUCUGCUGUUCAUCGACGUUAUUCAGAUUUUGAAUGGUUACAUAAAGAAUUAGAAUGUGCAGACACAAAAAUAGCUGUGCCACAAUUACCUGAUAAAGCUUGGCAAAGACAAUUACCAUUUCGUAAAGACAAUGGACUUUUUCAAGAGGAAUUUAUUGAAGAAAGACGACACGGUUUGGAAACAUUUAUUAAUAAAAUAGCUGUUCAUCCAUUAGCUCAAAAUGAACGUGCUUUGCAUGUAUUUUUAUUUGAACCGGAAAUUGAUUUAACGAAUUAUGUACGAGGCAAAAUAAAAAAGUAA